AUGCACGAUGUUUCGCAAGGCCGUGCGCCCGCCGUGACCGUCGAGGCCGCCCGCCUGGUCUACGGCGACGUGCCGCUGUUCGACGACCUGCACCUGGAGCUGCCGCCGGGCGAGAUCACCGCCCUGCUCGGCCCCUCCGGCGUCGGCAAGUCCAGCCUGCUGCGCCUGCUCGCCGGCUUGGAGGCGGCGGCGGAGGGCGUCGUGCACGACGGCGCGGGCCGGCCGCUGGCCGGGCGCGUGGCCUACAUGGCGCAGCAGGACCUGCUGAUGCCCUGGCUCGACCUGGUCAGCAACGUGGUGGUGGGCGACCGACUGCGCCGCCGCCGGCCCGACCGGGACAGGGCCGAGACGCUGCUGCGCGAGCUGGGACUCGGCGCGUGGCUGGGCGCCCGCCCGGCGGCGCUGUCCGGCGGCAUGCGCCAGCGCGUGGCGCUGGCGCGCACCCUCUACGAGGACCGUCCCGUGGUGCUGAUGGACGAGCCCUUCAGCGCGCUCGACGCCAUCACCCGCCACGAGCUGCAGGCGCUGGCGGCGGCGCGACUGGCCGGGCGCACGGUGCUGCUGGUGACCCACGACCCGCUGGAGGCGCUGCGCCUGGGGCACAGCCUGCUGGUGAUGGCGGGGCGGCCGGUGCGGCUCGACCCGCCGCUGCGGCCGGCGGGCCUGCCGCCGCGCGACCCGAGCGAUCCCGCGCUGCUCGGCCGCCACGGCGAGCUGCUCGACCGCCUCGGCCGGCUCGGCGUCUGGCUGAGCGGCGUGCCCGCCUACCUGCUGCCGCCGCCCUCGCGGGUCGCCGGCGUGCUGGCGACCCGCUGGCCGGACCUGCUGGCCAAUGCCGGGGUGACCGGGGCGGAGAUCCUGCUGGGCCUGCUGCUGGGCACGGCCCUCGGCUGCCUGUCCGCCCUGUCGCUGGCCCUGGCGCCGCGGCUGCGGCGCUGGCUGCUGCCGCUGCUGGUGGUCAGCCAGGCGAUCCCGGUCUUCGCCAUCGCGCCCCUGCUGGUGCUCUGGUUCGGCUACGGCCUCGGGCCGAAGAUCGCCAUGGCGACGCUGAUCAUCUACUUCCCGGUCACGGCGGCCUUCUACGACGGGCUGCGGCGGACCGAGCCGGGCUGGCUCGACCUGGCGCGCAGCAUGGGCGGCAGCCGCCUGUCGGUGCUGCUGCGCGUGCGUCUGCCGGCGGCCCUGCCGGCCCUCACCUCCGGCCUGCGGGUGGCCGCGGCGACCGCGCCGAUCGGCGCGGUGGUCGGCGAGUGGGUCGGCUCCGGCGCCGGACUCGGGCGCAUGAUGCUGGACGCCAACGGGCGCAUGCAAACCGACGUGAUGUUCGCCGCCCUCUUCGUGCUGGCGCUGCUGGCGCUGACCCUCUACGCCCUGGUCGAUCAUGGCUGCCGCGCGGCCGUGCCCUGGGCCCAGGAGCGGCCCUGA
Molecule: messenger RNA, 1425 nt
Organism: Symbiodinium necroappetens
Lineage: Eukaryota; Dinophyceae; Suessiales; Symbiodiniaceae
Source: the annotation of a GenBank genome assembly